Molecule: messenger RNA, 1339 nt
Organism: Argentina anserina (silverweed cinquefoil)
Lineage: Eukaryota; Viridiplantae; Streptophyta; Magnoliopsida; Rosales; Rosaceae
Exons: 7
Coding region: 144-1040 (298 amino acids)
Cellular component (GO): cytosol
Source: RefSeq, a predicted model, not a curated record
CAAUCACAAGCAAAUAUGCUCGAGUUAAAGAGUUAGACCUCUGUAAAACUGUGUUGCAGAACAAAGAGAGAAAGAAGAGCCAUCACCUAGGUCCUCGAGGGAAAGUCAGUCAUCCACCUGUCUCUAAUUAUACAAUUAGUUUAAUGCUGCUCUCAAAUUCAUUUUCUUUAACUUCCCCAAAGUUCCCAUCGCCAAAACUCACCCUUUACCAAAAUCGCAGCCCAAAACGAAUCGUGAGAAUGGCCCAGACUGCCCAAAACCCAGUGAAGCAGCAACUGAGAAUCACCGUACCCAACAAACAUGGUGAGAAACUUGUGGGCUUAUUACACGACACAGGUUCAGGGCAGAUUGUUAUCUUAUGUCACGGUUUUCGAUCCUCCAAGGAAACGAAGAGUAUUGCAAACAUUGCUGUUGCACUGGAGAAUGAAGGAAUUAGUUCCUUUCGUUUUGACUUUGCUGGGAAUGGGGAAAGUGAAGGUACCUUUCAGUAUGGUCACUAUCGUAGAGAGGCCGAUGACUUGCAUGCUGUAGUCCAACACUUUUCUGGGGAAAAUCGUGUACCAAGUGCAAUCCUUGGGCACAGUAAAGGAGGUGAUGCUGUGCUCCUAUAUGCUUCCAAGUAUCAUGACAUUCGUACCGUUGUCAAUGUUUCUGGGCGUUAUGAUUUGAAGAGAGGCAUUAGAGAACGCUUCGGAAAAGACUUUAUGCAAACAAUCAAAAAGGAAGGAUUUAUUGAUGUUCACGAUAAGAGAGGAAGUUAUCGAGUGACUGAGGAAAGUUUGAUGGAUCGCCUAAGUACAGAUAUGCAUGAAGCAUGCCUUCGAAUUGACAAAGAUUGUCGGGUGUUAACCGUCCAUGGGUCUGCUGAUGAAGUCAUCGCUGUUGAAGACGCAUUAGAGUUUGCCAAGAUUAUACCUAAUCACAAAUUACAUAUUGUGGAAGGAGCUAACCAUAAUUAUAGCUCACAUCAAGCCGAAUUGGCAUCAGUUGUUGUGGACUUCAUAAAGACAUCACUGCAACCGGACAAGUCUACCUCUUAGUCUUUGUCUGGGAUCAGUAUACAAAUUGCAGUUUCUUCUAUUGACCAUUCUUAGGGCUUGCGUUGAAGUUCUUAACUGCCGACGACAUUUCUUGGCCAACAUGGUGCUCCACCAGAGAAAUUAGAUACAUAUCGACCUCAAUUAUGUUUCUAGAGGAAUUACACUCUUUAUUGUGUGCAAAUCAAAUUUCAUACGUGUAUAGGGAUUAUCUUAUAAACUUCGGGCAUCUGUAUGGAACCAUUUUCUUGCAACUCCUGUCAAUGUAGUAAAUUUUUCUUCAGAUUAAUUAAGAAAAUAUG